Molecule: messenger RNA, 882 nt
Organism: Clonostachys solani
Lineage: Eukaryota; Fungi; Ascomycota; Sordariomycetes; Hypocreales; Bionectriaceae
Source: the annotation of a GenBank genome assembly
AUGGCCUUGCCACGUUUUAACCGCCUUGUUCGUUUUGUGCCACGGUCCGAUACAGCCAAGAUAUUGAUCGGCCAGCCCGUCUCUCAACACAUCGAUGUCGGCCUGGCACUUUCCCAAGGCGCUGAUGUGCAGGCUGAAGUGUUCUCUGGAAACUCAGUAUUGGCGCCCGGUGAAGCGACUGGAAAGAUAGAAGCGAUAAGUCGUGUAUUGUCGCCGCUUGCCUCGAGCGAGGUUGGGACAAUUCGCUGCAUUGGGUUGAAUUACAAGCAACAUGCAGAGGAGGUGAAACUAGACAUCCCCACUGUACCAACAGUCUUCCUAAAACCGAAUACUGCAUUAGGCGACCCAUGGCCAGCUCCAACAGUAUUGCCAAAGUUAUCACAGAUAGACGACUGCGCAGAUUAUGAGGCCGAGCUCGCGGUCAUCAUUGGCAAGUCGGCCAAGAAUGUGACUGAAGCUGAAGCCAUGGAAUAUGUGCUUGGGUACUCGGCUGCAAACGAUAUCUCAAGUCGAACAUCCCAAUUCAACACCUCUCAGUGGUGCUUCUCUAAAGGAUUCGAUGGAUCUUGUCCCCUGGGCCCGACGGUUGUUUCCAAAUCUCUGAUACCUGAUCCUUCUAAGCUUCAUAUCAGGGGCUUAAAGAACGGGAAAGUCUUGCAAGUCUGCGGGCUGGACGAUUUAAUUUUCAGCAUUCCGAAAAUCGUUAGCUUCCUCUCUCAGAGCUCUACCCUGCCGGCUGGGACGGUUAUUAUCACUGGUACCCCAGCUGGUGUGGGUGCGGGGAGGAGCCCAAAGGUUACUCUGAAGCAAGGAGACACAUAUUCUGUUGAACUUCAACCAUUCAUUGGAACGCUGAUCAACGUAUUUGAAAACGAGAUAUGA